UCGAUCAGCAGCGAUCGGCGCAGAUCCGGUUCUUUUUCUGUCCGACUUGAAUCCGAUACGUGGGCAGCGAUAUUCUCACGGGAUCCGGGCGACUGCACGUUGUGGCGUCAUGUGCUGCAGUUCCUUCAUGACAGGAAAGCCCUGGUCUCACCUGAUCUGAGCGCUGAUUGGUUGAGAUGCUGGAUCAACAACAUGACGUUUUAUAGAAACCUAUCAUCCUUUGUAUAACUGGACUGCUCUGGUCCGCUGACCAAUGAGGCGCAGUUAGUCUGGAAUGAGCCUAAUGUAAACAAAAAGGCAGAACAACGUCCAAAUUUAAUUUAACAGAAGUAUUUUUCCUGGCCCUCAAAUCUUGAGCCGAACAGGUCACCUGACUGCCAGUGACGUCCAAUGGCAAACAGUGAAGACAUUCUUAGCAUUAGCACAGCACUUCAGGCUGCCAGUGUUUCUUGUUGACACAGCCGCACUCAUGCUGCUCUCUCAGGAUGCUUUGCGACAGCGCGACUGGCAGGGGGGGGGGCUGCACUGUAGAUUUCUGUGCACCAGCCGGCCUGUCACAUCAUUUGCUCUGCACGCCAACCUGUGGAAGUAUGAGCCUGGCUUUCUAUUGGCUGCGGAGGAGAAAGGCUUCGAGCUUCUGGAGCUAAAAGGAGAGGACCCACGAUUGGCCAGUCUGGACACCCUAUCAGGAGAGGAGAUCCCAUUGCACUUCCUGUUUCGCCUCCAUGGUUAUAUCAUCCAGGUGGUGUUCCUGUACGAGCGUAGUGGGAACUACCUGUGGCAUGGAGCGUUACGCCUCAAAUCAAACAUGGACCGAAGCUUCGCUCCGUUCAAACUGCUCGACUACGGACAUCACGCUGGAGCUUAUGACAGACCGGACCUGGUCCUGACCGUCCUGGAUGGCCUCGAUGUUCGAGUCCCACGCAACAUUUCCCGCUUCCUGUCUGAACAGCGACAUGCCCGCUUCCUGGAGUGCCGUUACCAUGAUGCCCGCAACUUCCUGCAGCUCUACCCUGACGAUAUGUCGCCAGCGGCUGUGGAUUUUCGGAGGAAUGCAAAGUCCUUGCUUCAUUUAGCCGCUCAAACGCUUGCUCACCUCAACAUCCCAUUCUGGCUCAGCAGCGGCACCUGUCUGGGAUGGUUCAGGCAGUGCAGUGUUAUCUCGUACAGUCAUGACGUAGAUGUUGGGAUUUUCAUUAUUGACUUCAGGUCAGACAUUAUUGCAGCAUUCAGAGAUGCCGGGCUGUCGCUCAAACACAAGUUUGGAAAGGUGGAGGACAGCCUGGAGCUGUCUUUUCUCAGUGAGGACAUCAAACUGGACAUUUUCUUUUUUUAUGAAGAUGGAGACAUUGUUUGGAAUGGAGGAACACAGGCAAAGAGUGGCAGGAAGUUUAAGUACGUCUUCCCUCGCUUCUCGCUCUGCUGGACAGAGUUUCUUGAGCUGAAAGUUCGCAUUCCGUGUGAAACACUUGAUUAUGUGAUGGCAAACUACGGCACCUCGUGGAGUGUCCCGGUGAGGGCCUGGGACUGGAAGUCGUCACCAAGCAACGUGCAGGAAAACGGGGUGUGGCCUCCAUCUGAGUGGGCGGACCUUGUUCAAGUUUACUGAGAGGAAACCGCAAAGACACGAUGGAAAAUUACAUCAGUACUGAAGCGUCUAAGUGAAAAGCUCAAAGGUGAAGUGUUUUUUCUGCAGCCCUUGUCAGCUCUGUUACAUAAUAAGUUGUGUGUGUGAUCAAUUUUGUACUGUAUAACUUUAUUUGAGUUUAUAUUAAAAUUAUUAAGUGAAAGACAAUUUGAACUGUGUAAUAAUUUAUUAAGUUAGUAGACUGUGUAGGCUGCUACUGUGCAUAUAACACCCCCCACAGAGGAUGUCAGAUCUGAGUGGACUUUAGUCAUUCUUCUCUAAAGAUUCUGCCUCUAAAUCAAAUAAAUCAAUC
This is a messenger RNA of Monopterus albus (swamp eel), 1940 nucleotides long. RefSeq names its product fukutin (gene fktn). Bases 470 to 1609 code for a protein of 379 amino acids. The transcript is spliced from 10 exons. Lineage: Eukaryota; Metazoa; Chordata; Actinopteri; Synbranchiformes; Synbranchidae. The record is from RefSeq and is a predicted model, not a curated record. Gene Ontology annotation, cellular component: Golgi membrane.